Messenger RNA from Bursaphelenchus xylophilus (pine wood nematode), 521 nucleotides. Lineage: Eukaryota; Metazoa; Nematoda; Chromadorea; Rhabditida; Aphelenchoididae. The record is from the annotation of a GenBank genome assembly.
AUGAAGGCGGCUGCGAGCCCGAUGGCGGAUUCGCCGAGACCCGCGUCCUACGUGAUCCUCUCCGUGGACCCCGAAAAAGCUACGUUUCUGGACACUGGCGGCCGCUCCGAACACAUGUUGGCCAACUUGGGCGACACUCGACUGGCGGUCAAGGUAACGACGGGCACGGAAUUGUCAGACUAUUCAAAAUUUUUAGUAAAUCCCACCUCGUUUUAGGCCAAAUGCAGCGAUAAUAAUCUCUAUCGCGUGAAUCCAGUGUAUAUCUACAUUGAGCCGGGUCAAUGUCACAAUCUUCUGAUCAGCCGACUUCCAGGUAGAAAAGCAAUAUUUUUUACCCCUUUCCAGGGCCUCCAAAGAACGACAAGCUGGUUUUGCACUAUAUUCAAGUCAAGGAACCCGCAUCGGAUAUUAAGGAAGUGUUCAAGAAUUCAAGCAGCACGGAUACGAUCAAGAUCCCAAUGUUAUGCCUCUCUCAUGAAGACGUGCCUGUGAUUGGGAACGCUGUUGCCGAGAAGAAAUGA